This is a messenger RNA of Aspergillus steynii IBT 23096, 810 nucleotides long. RefSeq lists its product as uncharacterized. The record is from RefSeq and is a predicted model, not a curated record. The coding region runs from base 212 to 700 and encodes 162 amino acids. The transcript has a single exon. Lineage: Eukaryota; Fungi; Ascomycota; Eurotiomycetes; Eurotiales; Aspergillaceae.
UUCUGCAUGAGCACCCAGACUGGCUUGACCUGAAACUAACCCCUCCGUGCAAUAGCAGCGCCGCGGUGGCCGAUGGCGCAUCCGUCGCGUUUUUUCUUUUUCCGGGUAGAUGGCAUGGGUGCGUGCUAGCCUCUUGCCUGUGAGAGGAUGACGCUAUGUCACCGUGCCUACUGUCUAGUAUGUAGGUUUUGAUGGUUAAUUGCGGAGAAGCAUGAUAAGCAAUACCGACGUUAAGAAAGAUGGGAUGACAAAAGCACUGAUGCCUUAUCCUUUUUUCCCUUUUCGUCAUUUUCCCCUCAGGAUUAUUUACCUCACUUUGCGACAAAAAACGUGGGCUACUUACCUACUGGCCUCACCCUACUUGGGUGGUUUAGUCAUGAGUAUUGGUAACUCACUACUCGGAGGCCCCGUUUUUUCGGAGAACCGAGCCAAGACGAAAAGAGCGUUUCGAGCAGUGAUGCGACGAGAAUUAAGAUCUACCGCAAGUUGCGGUAUCAGGCUGACUAACGCGUGUUUCAAGGUUGGAGAAAGAGGGACGGCGAUGCGAUGGAUGCACUGCGGUCGGGUUCAGUCCCCCGGAGUUCUAAGGAAAUACAUGCCUAGUACCGAAAGAAAAAAAAUAAUAAAUAAAAAAGAUUAUGCAGUUCAUAAUAGUCCCUGCACCCUAUUCGCGACCUUUCUCUGGGCUGGUCCAGAAUGAAACUUGAUCCGUCCGUGCUUCUUCUGCAUCCGACCCAGUCCCAGUGCCCUCCCGCAGUACAUACUGUCAUCAUUGAAUCGGCGGGAAGAAACAGGCAGAAAAAGAAAAAA